Messenger RNA from Bombina bombina (fire-bellied toad), 3432 nucleotides. RefSeq names its product potassium voltage-gated channel subfamily H member 3 (gene KCNH3). The coding region runs from base 255 to 3263 and encodes 1002 amino acids. The record is from RefSeq and is a predicted model, not a curated record. Gene Ontology annotation, biological process: potassium ion transmembrane transport; regulation of membrane potential. The transcript is spliced from 16 exons. Gene Ontology annotation, molecular function: voltage-gated potassium channel activity. Gene Ontology annotation, cellular component: membrane. Lineage: Eukaryota; Metazoa; Chordata; Amphibia; Anura; Bombinatoridae.
AGUAGCUAUGGAAACCUCAAGCUGACAAUAAGGGCAGAUCUGCUCCCAACCAGCUUAGAUAAAGAUGAAAACCAAGAUGCUAUACAGCCAUGGAAGAGAGAAGCUGUUUUGUGGAUAUUGAAGUUCAAGUAUAGCAGAAGAGUUGUGAUGAACUCUGUGAAAACUGACAACCUGAGAGCCAGAUCGAAGUGGGAGACACGUAAUUGUGACGAUGCUCAGCCUAAAGAUGGCAUGUUGGUGCAGUCAGCAAUAAUAUGAUGCCAGCCAUGAGGGGUCUCCUUGCUCCUCAGAAUACAUUCCUAGAUACCAUAGCGACAAGAUUUGAUGGGACGCACAGCAACUUUGUCCUUGGUAAUGCUCAGCUGCCUGUGACCUUCCCAGUGGUGUACUGCUCCGAUGGGUUCUGCGAGCUCACAGGCUUUGCCAGAGCAGAAGUUAUGCAGAGGUCAUGUGCCUGCACUUUUUUAUAUGGACAAGACACUGGGGAACAGAUGAAGCAGUGCAUCCAGAAAGCUUUGCAUGAAAAGCAGGAGCUGAAGAUCGAGUUGAUACUUUACAGGAAAAAUGGUUUCCCUUUCUGGUGCUUGCUGGAUGUUGUGCCUAUCAAGAAUGAAAAAGGGGAGGUGGUUCUGUUCCUGGUGUCCCACAAAGAUAUUACAGACAUUAAGUCCCGGGGAGGGACUGAGAACCGGAAAGAACAAGGGAGCAGAGAGCAAUAUGGACGUGCAACAGGCAAAGGUUUUAACAUAAGCAGAAGACGAAGCAGGGCAGUGCUAUAUCACCUCUCUGGCCAUUUACAGAAACAGAACAGGAACAAAUCCAACCUUGGCAAGGCUGUUUUUGGAGAGAAACCUCGAGUACCAGAGUAUAAAGUAGUGUCUAUGCGUAAAUCACCCUUUAUCCUUCUGCACUAUGGCACCUUCAAGGCAUGCUGGGACUGCUUGAUCCUACUGGCCACCUUGUAUGUGGCAGUGACUGUACCCUACAGUGUCUGUUUCAGCAGUGGUAAAGAGGAAGGGACUUCUGGUCCGCGCAGCCCUCCAAGUACAUGUGACCUCUUGGUGGAAAUCCUCUUUAUUCUAGAUAUAAUUCUGAAUUUCCGUACAACAUUCGUCAGCCAGUCUGGACAAGUGGUUUUUUCUUCACGUCUCAUUUUCCUUCAUUACGUAAGAACGUGGUUCUUGCUGGAUUUGCUGGCAGCCCUGCCCGUGGACCUACUUUAUAGCUUCAAAGUCAAUGUGUACUUUGGGGCCCACCUCCUGAAGACUGUGCGCUUGCUGAGAUUGCUUCGUCUUUUGCCCCGCCUAGAUCACUACUCUCAGUAUAGUGCUGUCGUCCUCAGCCUCCUCAUGGUUGUGUUUGCUCUCUUGGCACAUUGGGUUGCCUGCAUCUGGUACUUUAUUGGUCAGAAAGAGAUAGAGAGUAACCAAUCAGAAGUGCCGGAGAUUGGCUGGCUACAGGAGCUAGCGAGACGUUUGGAAACCCCAUACUAUCUGGGAAGGAAAAACAGCAGCCAGGAGAUACCUACUCAGGAUAAUUACAGUGAUGGGACCACCAAUGGGACAGGCAUGGUGUUAUUAGGGGGACCCUCCCCUCGAAGCUCUUACAUAACAUCCUUGUACUUCGCACUGAGCAGCCUGACAAGUGUCGGCUUUGGAAAUGUCUCUGCUAACACUGACACUGAGAAAAUCUUCUCUAUCUGUAUCAUGCUGAUUGGAGCUCUGAUGCAUGCUUUGGUGUUUGGAAAUGUGACAGCAAUAAUUCAGCGAAUGUAUGCAAGACGGUUCUUAUACCACAGCCGCACACGAGAUCUGAGAGAUUACAUCCGAAUUCAUGGAAUCCCCAAACCUCUCAAACAGCGCAUGCUGGAGUACGUGCAGACCACAUGGGCACUAAAUAAUGGCAUUGACACAAAUGAGCUCUUGCAUAGCCUUCCAGAUGAGCUGCGAGCUGACAUUGCCAUGCAUCUGAAUAAGGAGCUACUGCAGAUGCCACUGUUCGCCCUUGCAAGCCGAGGUUGCCUGCGGUCACUUUCACUGAACAUCAGACCUCUGUUUUGCACACCUGGGGAGUACCUUAUUCGACAGGGUGAUGCUUUGCAAGCCUUGUAUUGUAUCUGCUCUGGUUCCAUGGAGGUUCUCAAGGAUGGAGUGGUGUUGGCAAUUCUAGGGAAGGGUGACUUAAUGGGCUGCGAGAUCUCUUUUGAGGACAAGGUGAUUAAAGCCAAUGCAGAUGUCAAGGGAUUGACAUACUGUGACCUUCAAAGCAUUAGUCUAAGAGGCCUUCGGGACACACUGUCACUUUACCCUGAGUAUGCUCAGAAAUUCACAUGCCAGAUCACAAACCAGCUAAGCUACAACCUGGGGAGCAGCAGGUGUGAACAGGAGACAGACAUUCCCACCCAGCAGUCACAGAGCAAGGAAGAUUCCCAUGAUGGAGGGCCACAAGCUCUAGAUGUAAAUGCCUCAUUGCUCACCCCUAAAAAAUCCCCUCUCCUCAGCAUCUCCCCAUCCAGAUUUUCUAGCUGCAGCUCCCCACGCAGAGUGAAAGAAGUGACACCUAAACACGCACCUCGCAAGUUCAUUGCUAGUGAAUUACAGAUUCCCUAUAUGCCGUGCUCCAGACCAUCUGAAUUAAGCCCUAGGGUGGUAGAUGGUAUAGAAGAGAAUUCUUCACAGUUUAACUUUUAUACAAGCAACGCCUCAUCAGAAGCAUCAGAUAAUCUGUUAGUUAACACAGAACCUAAAGCUACUGAAAGCAUGGACCGACUCAGCCAGGCGGUAUCUGAUCUGUCAUGCCAGGUGCAGGAGUUGAGGGAAGGACUACAAUCGCUGCGUCACGCGGUUCACUUAUCCCUGAUGCCAUGCGCUGCCUCGCCCUGUUUCCCUGGAGGAGAUCUACACACACACUAUGGGAGCAGUGUACACUCUUCAGGGGACUCAUCAAGUAUGUGUUCUUCACUCUUCCAUCCUUCACGGAUUGACAAGUCCCCCCAAGUCUGUUACCUGCCCAGUUCUGCAAGUGCCUGUUCUGAGGGACACUUGUCGUGGGUUUGGGCUCCACCUACUCCUCUGUGGUUGCACUGCAAAGGAUAUGAACAGAGGGACUGUCCUAAUACACUUGCCAUGGAAGAGACAUGUAACAAAGUUGUCAGAAGAGACUGCAACAUUUCUGAUCCUCACUCACUAGAAAUGCACUUUCUCCUUCCUCAGAGAGAAACAGACAAAAGCUGCUGGCACGGGGAGGACAGGACUGGCUUGUAGCAAAUCAGUAUUAAGACAUUCUUAUAAACUUAAUGAAUCUUAUCUUCAGGGAACAUUUUCAAGAGAAACAAAAGAAGCACUUUAAAAUGUAAUGGAGGGAAAAAAGCACUUUGCACAAAUGUAUCUAAGUGCUUCAUUGUCAGCGAUCAUAAAGACCAUUUUACAUGGA